AUGUCGAAGAACAAGAAGGAGCUGGAAGCACAAGGCUUCACCGUGAAGGCCACUAUGAAGAACUCCGUGGUGGUGGGUCCCCCAGUUGCAGGGGCUUUUAAGGAGCGUCCCUCCAAAUCAACCAAAUUUCGCAAGUUCUACGACCGCGGAGAUUUCGCAUUUGUAAUGAGGCAAGGAAACGGCAUUGCAUGGAAGGUGGAGAUUGAGAAGCUGGACUACCACCACUACCUGCCGCUGUUCUUUGAUGGCUUAAGCGAGACUGUUCAUCCAUACGAGUUCUUCGCCCGCCAGGGAGUCCAUGACAUGCUGGAGCACGGAGGCCCCAAGAUCCUGCCGGUCAUUCCCCAGCUCAUCAUCCCCAUCAAGAAUGCCCUGAAUACAAGGAGCCGCCAGGUGAUCCGCAACACCCUGAAGGUCCUGCAGCAUCUGGCGAUGUCAGGAGACAUGGUGGGGGAGGCUUUGGUGCCGUACUUCAGACAGAUCCUCCCCGUUCUCAACAUCUUUAAGAACAUGAAGAUCAACACUGGAGAUGGCAUCGACUACGGCCAGCGGAACAGAGAGACCAUCGGAGACCUGAUCCAGGAGACUCUGCAGGUGUUUGAGCGCUACGGAGGAGACGACGCCUUCAAAAACAUCAAAUGGAUGGUGCCCACCUACGAGUCCUGCAUGAACAACUGAGGGGCGGCGUCGCCCUGACGUUGCACAGACUCUUGACUUUACCUCUUUGUCAGUCCUUUAUCUGCUUCUCA
This is a messenger RNA of Chelmon rostratus (copperband butterflyfish), 749 nucleotides long. It is a transcript of the gene pacrg, whose product is annotated as PARK2 co-regulated. Gene Ontology annotation, molecular function: Hsp90 protein binding; Hsp70 protein binding. Gene Ontology annotation, cellular component: neuron projection; vesicle; cytosol. The record is from RefSeq and is a predicted model, not a curated record. The transcript is spliced from 5 exons. The coding region runs from base 1 to 678 and encodes 225 amino acids. Lineage: Eukaryota; Metazoa; Chordata; Actinopteri; Chaetodontiformes; Chaetodontidae.